GGGGGCGGGAUGUGAUUUAAACAUUUCGUUGUUGUCGACUGCACUGAACACAGCCGAUCUGACGCGAUGGCCUCUCAGAAUAUGGACCCCGCGGCAGCCUCGUCCACAGCAGCGCUGAAGGGCAGCGAAACUAGCGGAAGCGUGUCGAAAGGAUCCGUCACUAAAAGGCUUCAACAAGAGCUGAUGACGCUAAUGAUGUCCGGAGACAAGGGCAUAUCAGCGUUUCCAGAGUCUGACAAUCUCUUCAAAUGGAUUGGCACAAUAGAUGGAGCUCAAGGAACGGUUUAUGAAGGUUUGAGGUACAAACUUUCACUGGAGUUUCCUAGCGGGUACCCCUACAACGCCCCUCGGGUGAAAUUCAUCACUGCAUGUUUCCACCCAAAUGUUGAUGAGAAUGGCUUCAUCUGCCUAGACAUUUUAAAGGACAAGUGGUCUGCACUAUAUGAUGUCCGCUCCAUUCUAUUGUCCGUUCAGAGUUUAUUAGGAGAACCCAACAAUGAUAGUCCAAUGAACUCUGCGGCUGCUGAACUAUGGGAUGAUCAGGAAGCCUUCAAAGCCCAUUUGCACGCAACCUACAAGAACUGACCAUGAACAUUAACAUCUGCCUCUUGUUUUAUGUGUCUGUUCUUGUUCGUAAUAAUGUACAUUUUCUGUAAUGGUCUCUGUGUAUAUUAUUUCCAUGUAUUAAACUUGCCUGAAUAAAAUGCUGAUUGAAUUGAGUUUGUGUCC
Messenger RNA from Sinocyclocheilus grahami, 729 nucleotides. It is a transcript of the gene ube2c, whose product is annotated as ubiquitin-conjugating enzyme E2C. NCBI's taxonomy places the organism in Eukaryota, Metazoa, Chordata, Actinopteri, Cypriniformes, Cyprinidae. The transcript has 7 exons. The coding region runs from base 67 to 585 and encodes 172 amino acids. The record is from RefSeq and is a predicted model, not a curated record.